Molecule: messenger RNA, 5346 nt
Organism: Sceloporus undulatus (fence lizard)
Lineage: Eukaryota; Metazoa; Chordata; Lepidosauria; Squamata; Phrynosomatidae
Gene: FSTL5
Product: follistatin like 5
Exons: 17
Coding region: 745-3306 (853 amino acids)
Biological process (GO): multicellular organism development; cell differentiation; regulation of BMP signaling pathway
Molecular function (GO): protein binding; calcium ion binding
Source: RefSeq, a predicted model, not a curated record
UUUCCUUGUAACGUUGCCAGGCGCUUCAGCCUCCCUCUCUCCUCCUGCUGUCCUCUCCUGCUACCAGUUGCAGCGCCGGGGCUUCCCAUCCAGCAGCCUGACAUUGAGGGCGUCUGUUCCCCUCCUUCCCUGCUCCCUCCCUUUGCCUGGGCUCUUAUGCCAAUGAGGGAAGAGCUCGGAGGGCUCCUGACGCCAAGGAAGGAGGGAGGGAGGGAGGGAGGGAGGCAGGCAGGCGGGGCUGGGCUGAGGAGCUCUUCAGUCCCUGCGAGGCGCCGGCGGGGAGAGCAGCUGGCGCUGUCCACUGAGCCCGGGUGCUGAAGCUGGGGAUCCUGGCCCGCUCUUCGCGGAGGGCAUCGCCUGCCUCCCUGCCUCCUCUCUUCUGUCUCUCCGCCCCAGAAGCAACUUGGCCAAGGAGCUUAUCCGACGGAAAGGGAGAGAGAGCUUGAGAUCUGCCUUCCUCCUCCUCCUCCUGAAAAGCCUCCAAAGCUGGGGCUUGCCUUCCUUCCACUUCUCUCCCCUGGACUCUUUUGUUGGCUGCUUUGCCUCCUUCCUUCCUGGCAACAUUCCCCCGCCUCCCUCUUGCCUCCCUUUUGGGUCCUUUUGACUGUGGCUGCUGAAGCAGAGCCACUCAGAAGAAAAGAGGGAGAUUUAUUCUUCUGGCACCAGACAGGGACUUUUCUUCCUCUCUUUGGGGGUACACUCUUUUGGUGACUCUUCUUCCAUCAGACAGAAAGAAUCAAAAAGAUGUUUAUCUGGUGGAUAAUUGCUUCUUUCCUUGGAUGCAUUUUACUGGGUACAGAAGGAUGGCCAGCAAAAGACGGCUACGAGUUCAAACCCUACCAGCCUUUUAUACGAUUGCGUCACAAGCAAGAAAAGACUCCAGAACAUUCAAGAAAUAAAGGUACUUCUGAUUCUACACAAGGAUACGUGAGUCAUGAUAUUCAUCUCGGAUCCUGUGAAAAUAAGUACUGUGGGUUGGGUAGGCAUUGUGUUGUUAACAGAGGAACAGGACAAGCAGAAUGUGUCUGCAUGGAACACUGCAAACCACACUACAAGCCUGUAUGUGGUUCUGAUGAUGAAUUCUAUGAAAAUCACUGUGAGGUGCACCGAGCAGCCUGUCUGAAAAAGCAAAAGAUUACCAUUGUUCACAAUGAAGACUGCUUCUUCAAAGGGGACAACUGUAAGUCUGUUGACUACAAAAAGAUGAAAAAUCUUCUGCUGGAUCUACAAAACCGAAGAUAUAUGCUGCAAACAAGAGGAAGAAGUUUCGAAGAUAAAAUGGCUUUGAAGAAAUUAUUGGUGGAUCAGAUGUUUAAAUAUUAUGAUUCAGACAACAAUGGUCUCGUGGACAGCAAUGAAUUAACACAGGUAAUAAAACAGGAUGAACUUGGCAAAGAUCUCUCUGACUGUUCCCUUUUCGAUCUGUUGAAAUAUGAUGAUUAUAACAGUGACAAGCACCUAGGCCUAGAAGAAUUCUAUCGGGCAUUUCAAGUAAUUCAACUGAGUCUGCCAGAAGAUCAGAAAAUAAGCAUCACUACAGCAACAGUAGGACAAAGUGCAGUACUAAGUUGUACCAUUCAGGGAACCUUGAGACCUCCCAUCAUCUGGAAGAGGAACAAUGUUGCUCUGAACAACUUAGAUUUGGAAGACAUCAAUGAUUUUGGUGAUGAUGGGUCCCUGUAUAUUACGAAGAUUACUACAACUCACAUGGGAAAUUACAGCUGCUAUGCAGAUGGUUAUGAUAAACUCUAUCAGAUUCAUAUUCUUCAAGUGAACGUUCCACCAGUCAUACGAGUAUUUCCUGAAAGCCAAGCCAGGGAGCCAGGUGUGACAGCUAGCCUCCGAUGCCAUGCUGAGGGUAUCCCCAGUCCAGUGCUUGGUUGGUUGAAGAAUGGAAUGGAUAUAACUCCAAAGUUAUCCAAACAGUUAACUCUUCAAGCAAAUGGUAGUGAAGUCCACAUUAGUAAUGUACGUUAUGAAGAUACUGGUGCGUACACUUGUAUUGCAAAGAAUGAAGCAGGAGUGGAUGAAGACAUCUCUUCACUUUUUGUGGAGGAUUCUGCACGAAAGACUCUUGCAAACAUAUUGUGGAGAGAGGAAGGUCUGGGAAUUGGGAAUAUGUUCUAUGUAUUUUAUGAAGAUGGAAUCAAAGUGAUACAACCAGUAGAAUGUGAAUUCCAGAGACAUAUUAAACCUAGUGAAAAGCUCCUUGGAUUUCAGGAUGAAGUUUGCCCUAAAGCAGAAGGGGAUGAAAUUCAGCGGUGUGUCUGGGCAUCUGCUGCUAAUGUAAAAGACAAGUUCAUAUAUGUAACCCAACCUACCUUAGACAGAGUACUGAUUGUUGAUGUACAAUCACAGAAGGUGGUGCAGGCAGUAAAUACAGAUCCAGUUCCAGUGAAACUUCACUAUGACAGAUCACAUGAUCAAGUAUGGGUGCUUAGCUGGGGAAGCUUUGAUAAAAAAUCUCCUACAUUACAGGUGAUAACCCAGGCCAGUGGAAGUGUUUCUCAUCAUACUAUUCACACUCAACCUGUGGGGAAGCAAUUUGACAGAGUGGAUGACUUUUUCAUACCAUCAACAAACCUUCUCAUCACUCAUAUAAGGUUUGGAUUUAUUCUUCAUGAAGCUGAGCCUCUGCUCCAGAAAAUUGAUCUUGAAACCAUGUCGUACAUCAAGACAAUUAGUUUAAAGGAUUACAAUUGUGUUCCAAAGUCUCUGGCAUACACUCAUCGUGGAGGAUAUUACUUUAUCAACUGUAAGCCUGACACUACUGGAGCUGUUCCACCACAGCUAAUAGUGGACAGUGUCACCGACUCUGUUAUUGGAUAUAAUGGGGAUGUCACAGGAACUCCAUAUAUCUCUCCAGAUGGUCACUAUCUAGUCAGCAUUGAUGAUGUGAAAGGUCUCAUGAAGAUCCAGAUCAUUACAGUUAGAGGAGAAAUACAGGAUGCCUUCGACAUUCACACCAACUUGCACAUAUCUGAUGUAGCUUUUCAAGCAUCAUUUACUGAAGCCCAUCAAUAUAAUGUCUUUGGUAGCUCUACCACACAAACUGAUGUGCUCUUUGUAGAAUUGUCCUCUGGCAAGGUGAAGAUGGUGAAGAGUCUUAAGGAACCUCUUAAACCAGAUGAAUGGCCUUGGAACAGUAAGAACCGAUUAAUUGAAGGCAGUGGUCUCUUUGGUCAAUACCUGAUGACACCUUCCAAGGAAUCCUUGUUUAUACUAGAUGGACGACUGAACAAGCUAAAUUGUGAAAUCACUGAAGUUGAGAGAGGAAACACAGUAAUUUGGGUUGGAGAAGCAUAAGAACCAUAUUAGAUAACAGCUGAGUGAAUAGUUUUACAGUACAUUGCACUUAAUGUCAUUCUCUAAAAUGUCACCGUUUUCUUAAGAAAAAAGCUAGACCUUUCUGUACAUGUUGUGUGGUUGACCAAGAUGCAAUUUUGGUGAAAUAAAAAAUGCAGAAAUUGUGAGUAAACAUUCUAUGUAAUAAUGAUGACCUCUUAGGACACAUUGGCCAACUAAAUUUAUAAUAGCUGCCCUCAAUACAUGAGGAAAUGAUACCGCAUACCCUAACUACAUGAGGAUAUGCCACAUUUCAAAAUGAAGUCUUUUUAAAAGACAACAACAACAACAACAACAACAACAAUAAUAAUAAUGACAACAAUAAAACAAUAAUGUUGUUAUUAGUAUUAUUCAUGAUAGUGUAAUCGGAUUUACUGAAUUCUUAAGUUACACAAUGUGUAUAACUUUAGGUUUUCUAAACAGAAAUAUUCUGCCCUGUCCACUGUUUAAUGUUUUCGUGCCUUGAAGGGAAAUGUCUCAUAAGGAAAGAGAAGCCUGAAAAAUAUGUAAUUGUAUUCCCAUUGUGGCUACAGGCUUUCUUUUUCCCCUGAAAAGAAGCUUUUGAUAUCUCAAGUUUUUCAUCUCCAUCAAGUUGUAAAGCAUGGUUUUAAGACAAAGGGAAAAUACAUUUGCAACAUCUUGUCAUGUCAUUUUUUAUUAUCACAGUUUGAAGACAUAGUUUUUAUUGCCAGUUAUAGCAUUCUGUUAACUGCUCAUAGGACUUUGACCCUUCUUUUUGUAGCAGACUUAGGCAACGGUUUAUUGCUCCACCUGUAAAAGGGUUGCAUCAACAGGGAGUCUCGGUUCUACUAACCAGAAACAAUGUAUGUACCUACUUAUGAAAAACAUGUUUUCUCAAACCAAUACCAAGCUUCACUUACACUGGCAAGAAAACUGUUAUUUUUAAAAAGAACAAUUUCUUACUAGAGAUGCAUUUUUAAAAAUUCUGUAUAACAAUAGAACUUACACUGCAAUCCUAUACAUUUCUACUCAGAAUUCAAUGGGGCAUAUUCCUAGAUAAGUGGAUAUAGGAUUGCAGACUUUUAAAAAAAUGGAAAUUAAUAGCACAAUCCUAUACAUACCUACUCAGAAACAAAUCAUGUUGAGUUAAAUGCUUCUUAUUCCCAAGGGGGUAUAAAACUACUGCCCCUUAUGGCAGUAAGUCAUAUUGAACUCAAUGAGACUAACCACUAAGUAAAUGUGUUUAGGAUCACUUUGCUAGAUGUACAAACUUUACGUGUACAUUGUUUGUCAAAUACCUGCUUUUUGUCAAUACUUUUGAUAAAACUCAGUAAAUUUUUCUACCCCACUUCUGCCAUUAGAUGUCAAGGUAUUGUCUUUCCAUUUUGUUUCCUUUACUUUCAAAAAUUACUGCUUUAGUUUUGGACAUUGUGUCUGCAUAAACCUAUUUAGGAAUAAUAAGGGUUCUAAAAUUUAAAAUCAGUGUAACCGCUAGAUUGAGGGACAAAAUAUCUGCUUUCAACAAAAACUUUUUCUUUGGAUCUUCAAUUUUAAAAAUUGUGGUUUUGAUUAUUCUUACUCUCAUAUAAUUAAAGACCCAGGUUUAUUUAACUGAAGCAGGCAGUAAAACUGACCUCUGUUUAAUCAAUACAAUCAGAAAUGUUUCUCUAUGUUUACUCAAAUGUGUAAUGCUGCUUAGAAAUUUAAAAAUUUUCUAGCAUUGUAUUUUCUUGUGUAUAGUUAGCAUCCUGAGCUCUGAUACAGUAGAAUUUCUUUCACUGUAAAGAAACUGGCAGAUAGAUUUGGUCGAAGAAAAGAACUGACUUACAUUUACAGCUACUGAAUCCUUUUAAUAAUUCCCCCGUUGUGAACAAAAGCAAAAAACAGAACAUAAAAUCCAACAACCAUGUGAACAGUCUAUUAUUGAAUGAGUUACAAUAGUCCAUCACUUCUACAUUUUUCUUCUCUAUCUUCUACCAUGUUGAUGUUCUGUAUGUAGAAAAUGCUUGAUAAAGGAGAAUAAACCCCUUACAUUUUAAA